AACUGAAAAAAAACCUAAAUUUUCUUUUGUGAAACAAUUUUUCUUACUUUUUGUGUUACUCAAUUCUGCUAAGUCGCGUCCAUAAUUUUUUUUAUAUCCAAAUUCCAAAUUUUUGUAAAGAAUAAAUUAAUCUCAAGAUGAAGCACAUGAACCGCAACACCGUCCGCAGCUUCCUGAGCCUGCGCAGCGUUGCACGCUUGAUCAAUGUUCGUUACGCCUGUGAGGCUUCAUCAGUCGGAGGCAAGGGUCUGGUGGUCGGCAUUUACCUGAAGGAGGGCGACAAGGAUCCUAAGUUUACGCCAAGCGGCGAGAAGCUAAAUGACCGCACCAGCGGCAAGCUAAGACAGCUUGUCUGCGAAUCGAAAGUGGAUGGCCGUCUAGGACGUGGCCGUGUCUUCAACAACAUUGACCCUGACUUUACCUCUGUCGCCGUUGUGGGCGUGGGCAUCGAAGGUAUUGGCUUCAAUGAACUGGAGAUGCUCGACGAGGGCAUGGAGAAUGUGCGUGUUGCCGCAGGAGUCGGUGCGCGCUCUCUUCAGGAGCAGGGCUGCCACAUUAUCGCUGUUGAUGGCAUGGACUAUGCAGAGCAAGCGGCCGAGGGUUCAUCGCUCGCGGUAUGGAGAUUUACAGACAAUGUGAAUAAAAAGAAUCGUAUGAUUGUUCCCCGCUUGGAACUGUACGACUCGGCUGACAUGGACGGCUGGACGCGAGGCAUCUUCAAGGCAGAGUCCCAAAAUUUGGCCAGGCGUCUUUCUGACGCUCCAGCCAAUUGCAUGACGCCAACAAUGUUCGCCCAAGCCACAGUUGAUGCCCUGUGCCCAUGUGGCAUUACCGUCGAAGUACGAACAAUGGACUGGAUUGAAAUGCAGCGCAUGCAUGCGUUCCUUAUGAUUGCCAAGGGCAGUUGCGAGCCUCCGGUACUGCUGGAAAUUAGCUAUUGCGGCACUGCGCCCGAGGACAAACCAAUUCUGUUUGUUGGCAAGGGCAUCACCUUUAACUCGGGAGGUAUCAAUCUGCGCCCUUGCAAAGGCAUGGAUGAAUACCGCGGCAGCAUGUCUGCAGCCGCUGCGAUCAUUGGCAUGAUGCGUUGUAUCGCAGCUCUUUCGCUACCCAUCAAUGUGACCUGCGUCAUUCCACUGUGUGAGAACAUGCCCUCAGGCAUGUCGGUGAAGCCUGGCGAUGUGGUCACCCUGCUGAAUGCAAGAUCAAUGGCUAUUCGUGACGUGGACAAGGCUGGCGUGGUAGUACUGGCUGAUCCCCUGAUCUAUGGACAAACGACCUACAAACCACGCCUAGUUGUGGAUGUGGCCGCCCUUGGCAGCGGCGUUAAGAAAGCGUACGGCGGCGGUGCUUCUGGCAUCUUCUCCAACUCGCAUUACGUCUGGAAGCAGUUCCAGCGCGCUGGCUCCCUGACUGGUGAUCGCCUGUGGCGCAUGCCCCUCUGGCAAUACUACAAGAGACAAGUGAGUGACGAGACUGGCUACGAUCUGAGCAAUGAUGGUCGUGGCAUUGCCAGCUCCUGCUUGGCAGCUGCCAUUCUCCACGAGCUGGUUCCCUGCGCCGAUUGGGCUCACAUUGAUACUCGAGGCACGGGCUUACUCACAAAAUUCGGCUUGGUUCCCUAUCUGACAGCUCGUUACAUGACUGGCCGCCCCACGCGCACCUUGGUGCAAUUCGUGUACCAGAUGGCUUGUCCCGAGAUCAAGUAAGGCGUCCACUGUAUUGUUUGUGAACAGAAUCAAUUGUUAAAUAUGAGAAAGUGAAUAAACGUUACUGUAUUUGAGCGACUGUUACUAUCGGCCAAAAAAAUAAAAUAUAAAAAUUUAACGAUAAA
Molecule: messenger RNA, 1834 nt
Organism: Drosophila montana
Lineage: Eukaryota; Metazoa; Arthropoda; Insecta; Diptera; Drosophilidae
Gene: S-Lap7
Product: Sperm-Leucylaminopeptidase 7
Exons: 1
Coding region: 138-1709 (523 amino acids)
Biological process (GO): proteolysis
Cellular component (GO): cytoplasm
Molecular function (GO): manganese ion binding; metalloaminopeptidase activity
Source: RefSeq, a predicted model, not a curated record